AUGGUCCAUCUUGUUCUGAAUGUUGCUUCUAGUGGAAUAGCGUCUUUGCUCUUGUCGGGAGGCAGGACAGCGCAUUCCAAAUUUGUUGUACCACUCUCUUUGAGCGAAGGUUUCAUGUGCAAUAUAUCGCAAUGCAUUGACCUUGAUGAGCUUAUAAUAAUGAGCAAAUUGAUAAUAUGGGAUGAAGCACUAAUGACGCAAAAACACUAUUUUGAGGCUUUGGACAAAACCAUGAGGGAUCUAUUGAGGUUCUCCAUAUUAGGUAGUGCUGAAAAGACUUUUGGUGGAAAGACAAUAGUUUUGGGCGGCAAUUUUAGACAUAUCCUACAUGUUAUUCUGAAAGCAACAAGACCAGUAGUUGUCGGAACAACUAUUAAUUCUUCAUACUUGUGGAUAAAUUGCAAGGUAUUAAGGCUCACAAAUAACUUAAGACUACAGACCUUAGCUUCAGAGGAAGAUAGACAGAUGGUUGAUUUGUUUUCAAAAUGGAUUGCAGACAUCAGAGAUGGGAUUGCUAGUGUUGUAAACGAUGGUUCAUUUGAGAUCAGUAUUCCGGCACAUUUUUUGUUGCACUGUAGACACGAUCCCAUAUCAACUGUAGUGGAAAGAACCUUUCCAAGCUCGAGAUAUGACAAGCUUGAUGAGUCACAGCUAGAAGGUCGAGCGAUCCUCUCGCUGACUUUAGAUGUCGUUGAUCAAAUUAAUCAUUACUAUGAUAAUAGUGGUGAUACCUUGGCUUCAGCUAAAACUGAAUUUCCUAAUUUUCAUCACGACUAUUCAACCUCAGAUCCUUUAAGGUGUGGUGUAGCGGCUCUUUUGGAUAUGGAAGAUUCGGCGGCCACACCUCACACAAAGAAUAUGGGUCUUGUUCCUCCUCUUCUCGAAGCUCCAUGUUCUCUAAACCAUUGCUAUGCAGUUGCAGAGAAUAUUCCAUUUCGUUCUUUGUAA
Messenger RNA from Ipomoea nil (Japanese morning glory), 948 nucleotides. RefSeq lists its product as uncharacterized. Lineage: Eukaryota; Viridiplantae; Streptophyta; Magnoliopsida; Solanales; Convolvulaceae. The coding region runs from base 1 to 948 and encodes 315 amino acids. The record is from RefSeq and is a predicted model, not a curated record. Gene Ontology annotation, molecular function: DNA helicase activity. Gene Ontology annotation, biological process: DNA repair; telomere maintenance. The transcript is spliced from 3 exons.